Messenger RNA from Jaculus jaculus (lesser Egyptian jerboa), 933 nucleotides. RefSeq names its product olfactory receptor 5M9. Bases 1 to 933 code for a protein of 310 amino acids. Gene Ontology annotation, cellular component: membrane. The transcript has a single exon. The record is from RefSeq and is a predicted model, not a curated record. Lineage: Eukaryota; Metazoa; Chordata; Mammalia; Rodentia; Dipodidae. Gene Ontology annotation, biological process: sensory perception of smell; G protein-coupled receptor signaling pathway. Gene Ontology annotation, molecular function: G protein-coupled receptor activity; olfactory receptor activity; odorant binding.
AUGCCAAAUUUUACAGAUGUAACAGAAUUUUUUCUGGUGGGACUGACCAGACAUCAGGAACUUCGGGUUCUCUUUUUUGUGGUGUUCCUGAUAGUUUACAUGGUCACUCUGCUGGGAAACAUCAGCAUGAUCAUUCUGAUCAGUAUCAGCCCCCAGCUUCAGAGUCCUAUGUACUUUUUUCUCAGUCAUUUGUCCUUUGUGGAUGUGUGGUUCUCCUCCAAUGUUACCCCUAAAAUGCUGGAAAAUUUGCUAUCUGAGAUAAAAACCAUUUCCUAUGUGGCGUGCAUGAUACAGUGCUACUUUUUCAUUGCCCUGGUCCAUGUGGAAGUCUACAUCUUGGCUGUGAUGGCCUUUGAUCGCUACAUGGCCAUCUGCAACCCUUUGCUCUAUGGAAGUAAGAUGUCCAGGAGUGUUUGUGUCAGGCUCAUCUCCGUGCCUUAUGUCUAUGGGUUCUCUGUGAGUCUGAUGUGCACGUUAUGGACAUAUGGCUUAUAUUUCUGUGGAAACUUGGAAAUCAACCACUUCUAUUGUGCAGAUCCUCCUCUCAUCAAGAUUGCCUGUGGAGGAGUGCACAUGAAAGAAUACACAAUGAUUAUUAUUGCUGGGAUUAACUUCACAUAUUCCCUAUCUGUGGUCCUCAUCUCCUACACCCUCAUCAUAGUGGCUGUGUUGCGAAUGCACUCUGCUGAUGGCAGGAGGAAAGCCUUCUCUACCUGUGGGUCCCACCUGACAGCUGUUUCUAUGUUUUAUGGGACACUCAUCUUCAUGUAUCUUAGGAGGCCCACUGAGGAUUCUGUGGAGCAGGGGAAGAUGGUCACUGUGUUUUACACCACUGUUAUCCCCAUGUUGAAUCCCAUGAUUUACAGUCUCAGGAACAAGGAUGUUAAGGAGGCAGUCAAUAAAGCAAUAGCCAAGGCAAACUUAAAGCACUGA